Molecule: messenger RNA, 348 nt
Organism: Suillus subalutaceus
Lineage: Eukaryota; Fungi; Basidiomycota; Agaricomycetes; Boletales; Suillaceae
Exons: 1
Source: RefSeq, a predicted model, not a curated record
AGUGCAGAGCUUGCACUGAUGAAAGACUGGAUAAAGGAAGACGCUCAGACAAAAGCGAUCAUCGGAAGGAGACUCUCACCCGUCGUUCAGAACAUCCUCGGUGAAAAAUUGACCGCUCGCCAGCAGUGGGAGAUGCUAUCAAAACGCUUUGCCUGCCUUGACGUCACCUCACAGUACGAACUCCGUUCCCAACUCUUCUCCGAAAGAUUGAAGGAUCCAGAUGAUGCCUCACGGUACCUAGGAGUGUUUGAGAACAGACGUCGCAGGUUUGCAGAGAUGGGCGUCACCUUCACGGAUGGAGAAAGUAUCUUCAUGUUCCUCAAUGGACUUCCUGAAACGCCUCAGUGG